CGGGGAAGAGGUAUAAAACAAGACCCAUGCUUCAGUCCCGCCCGCCAUAGCAGCCUGCCCUUCUCGACGUGUGCUACUGCACAGUUGCUACGUGCAAAAAAUGUCCCCGCCUAUGAAAGGCUGGCGAGAUAGUUUCAGUGCUCUAGGGGACCUGUACCAAAGACAUGUCAAAGGCAGUGAGUCGCCAUCCGUUGGCCUGUGUGCUUCCCUUUCAGUCGUGACCGUCCUUACCGCCCGCACGACCCACACUGAACUGCUUCUGCUGCCUGCUACGACUUCAGAAAUCUGUCGAGCGGUGGCCAUGAAGACUAACGCUUGGCCAGUUCCCAAAGCGCCGGCCAUCUCUCCCAGUGCCGCGGCCCUGUUGUCGGCUGCCUAUGUCUUCAUCUACGUAAUCCCCUUCUACCUGUCACCAGCGACACGGCCCUCACCUACUCUCACACGCGAUGCACCCUCGUCGAUACGCGCCCGAACGCGGGCCGUCACCUUCUCCACCAUAGUCUGCUCUGCCAUCACCGUACUGGUACUCUACCAACACGAUGUAUCGGCAACAGACAUCUUGAGGCUGCUGGGCUUGUGGCCCGCAUCGCCCUUCGAUACCGCGAGAUCUAUGCUGCUCGUAGCCAUCCUCUUCGCAGGCCCAAUAUUUGAGCAAGGUGUCGUAGAUGGUGACUUGAAAGACUGGAUACGGCUAAGAGGACUCCACGAGACUCUGAGCAGCUGGAUUGGAUACAGGAAUCUUGUAGUGGGCCCCGUCAGUGAAGAGCUCGUCUGGCGGUCUUUCAUCGUGCCACUGCAUGUCUUGGCCCACUUCUCCGAAAAGCAAAUCGUCUUUCUCACCCCACUCUACUUCGGCAUUGCCCACCUCCACCAUCUCUACGAGUUCCGUAUAACACACCCAGAGGUUCCGCUCUUCGUGGCGGUCCUUCGGUCGCUCUUCCAGUUCACGUACACAUCAUUAUUCGGAUUCUUUGCCGCAUUCGUAUAUAUUCGCACGGGUAAUGUCUAUACAUGCAUGUUAGCUCAUACAUUCUGCAAUUGGAUGGGUCUUCCCCGCUUCUACGGCCGUGUCGGAGUCGAAGCAGGCAUACCCAUUGGCCCUCCAGAUGUUGAUAAGAAAGAUGAUGAGCAGAGAAAUGUGCCGUCGUCCCAGGGAACGCGUGUUGUGUGGACCGCUGCGUACUAUGUCAUACUUGUAGCAGGUGCUGUGGGUUUCUACUACCAGUUGUUCCCAUUGACGGAGAGCAGCUACGCCUUGCCCGUCGUCUUAACAGCGGCAUAAACUUAGUGUAUUGUUAGAGACGGACGUAGAUGUCCGCAAUGAACGUUACAUAUCCUCAUCUCUAAAACAGUAGAUUACUUUAGACUUGCAAUCGCCCACCAAUUAUCUUUUUCGUACCCAGAUUCCACUACCGCGCCACCCGCUUGCUCAAUAUCACUUUCCAACUCACCCUUCUUAUACAAGUGAUAGUACCUCAAGAAAGUCUGAUCACCAUCAGGUUUCUGCUCACCCUCUGCCGCCACCACCUCGUUCGAAGCACCAUCCCUCUUUCUCUGCUUGGGCUCCUUCACUUUCUUCUGCUUCAAGACCCACGGAACCAUGACAUCCUGUUCAUGACCCUCAUCCCACCCUCUCCGGCUAUCCUUUUGCUCCAACGCC
This is a messenger RNA of Cucurbitaria berberidis CBS 394.84, 1660 nucleotides long. Its product is annotated as CaaX prenyl protein-like proteinase Rce1. NCBI's taxonomy places the organism in Eukaryota, Fungi, Ascomycota, Dothideomycetes, Pleosporales, Cucurbitariaceae. The transcript is spliced from 3 exons. Gene Ontology annotation, cellular component: endoplasmic reticulum membrane. Bases 101 to 1282 code for a protein of 393 amino acids. Gene Ontology annotation, biological process: CAAX-box protein processing. Gene Ontology annotation, molecular function: metalloendopeptidase activity. The record is from RefSeq and is a predicted model, not a curated record.